AUGUAUUGCUGUGAAUCGCGAACUGUCAACGACAGAAGAGCAUUCAGUGUGCAUGCAACGGAUGUAGAUGUUGGCGCCAACGCCCAAGUUGAGUACCGUUUCAGUCUACUCACGAAGAGUGAAUAUCGUCGCUUGUUCUCCAUUGAACCAUCCACCGGAUGGAUUCGAGUUCAAUGGGAGAUUGACUAUGAAACGUACAGAACAGUGAGUUGGAUUAACAUUCAGUGUAAUUUUUACACAAUUUAUGCCAUUAAAGAAUUGAAUAUCAUGAGGAUAUGA
This is a messenger RNA of Protopolystoma xenopodis, 279 nucleotides long. The record is from the annotation of a GenBank genome assembly. NCBI's taxonomy places the organism in Eukaryota, Metazoa, Platyhelminthes, Monogenea, Polystomatidea, Polystomatidae.